This is a messenger RNA of Cuculus canorus (common cuckoo), 5759 nucleotides long. It is a transcript of the gene DCPH1, whose product is annotated as acidic residue methyltransferase 1. Gene Ontology annotation, biological process: DNA damage response. Gene Ontology annotation, molecular function: phosphatase activity. Lineage: Eukaryota; Metazoa; Chordata; Aves; Cuculiformes; Cuculidae. Gene Ontology annotation, cellular component: cytoplasm; nucleus. The record is from RefSeq and is a predicted model, not a curated record. The transcript is spliced from 5 exons. Bases 628 to 1596 code for a protein of 322 amino acids.
GCGGGUGAAGGAGGGAGCUGAGGGCUCGGGUCUCUCGGUUGGAGCCGGUUCUUGGCGCUCUGCUGCCGCCCUCGCCUCCCUGGGCUGGUGUUGGCUCGCCUCGCCGCCGCGGGGCUCGAGAGGGCGCGGAUUGUGCCCCUGUGCUGCUGGGGUUUCUUCGGGUUCGCUCAUUGGCACUCGGUGACGGUUCACUUCUGGGUCCCUGAGGUUAAGAGUCCGGCUGGCGAGAUAAAAAUACUUAAAUAAAAAUCUUUUGCAUAUUUUACAAUUAAAGACAGACUCCCCCAGAUCCUCACAAGAGUUAUUGAUACCCUGCAUCGACAUAAAAAUGAGUUCUUUGAAGAACACGGGGAGAUUUGAUCUGUGUCUCUACAGGAAUAAAUUUUCAGCAUAGGAACUUUUAUUCUCCACUUCUUUCAGAAGGGUGUUGAAGCAGAGAAGAGGGCUAUAUCUUUCCUCUCCAAACUGCGGAAUGAACUGCAAACGGACAAACCAGUGACCCCUUUAGAAGAUGGACUGCCUGAUGCUGCACUGUGGAACCAAUACCUAGACUACCAACGAAAUUUAUCAAAUGGAAAUGGAGAACCAAGUUGGUUUCAGUCACCUUGGUUGUAUGUAGAAUGUUAUAUGUAUCGAAGAAUUCAUGCAGCAUUAGCACAGAACCCACCUAUUGACAACUUUGAUGUAUUUAAGGAAGGAAAGGCUCAAAAUUUCUUUGAAUCCCAAGAGGCUAUUAUUGCCUUAUGCACUUAUUUUCAGGAACUUAUUAAAAACAUCAAGGAUCUAGAUGAAAAGCAACUUCAGGAGGAACUUUUAAAGCUAUUGCAGGUGUCAUUGUGGGGCAAUAAAUGUGACCUUUCUUUUUCAGCUGGUGAAGACAGCUCUCAGAAAUCUAGUCCUUUACUGUCCCUUGAAAACCUGAUACCUUACAUCUUGGUGAACGAUAUGGAAAAACUUUGGUCACUACUUGUAAGCACCAAAAAAAGUAAUGCAGAAAAAAGUAAUGUUAGGAUUGACAUAAUCCUGGAUAAUGCUGGAUUUGAACUUGUAAGUGAUCUUGUGUUGGCUGACUUCCUGUUAUCAUCGAAGCUAGUUGAUGAAGUCCAUUUUCACGGAAAGAGUAUUCCGUGGUAUGUGUCAGAUACGACAAAGCAUGAUUUUAACUGGACUAUUAAAAAACUGCAGGCAGCCAAUCAUAUGUGGAUGUCUAGAUGUGGGAUAAACUGGGAGGGCAAUUUGAAAAAGGGAACUUGGGUUUACCAUGAUCACAUGUUUUGGACUUUGCCACAUGAUUUUUCUAGUAUGGCUGAAGUCGCUCCUGACUUGUAUGCUGAUCUACAGAAGUCAAACUUGCUUCUUUUCAAAGGUGAUCUAAACUAUAGGAAAUUAACAGGAGAUAAAAAAUGGGAAUAUAGUGUUCCAUUUCAUCAAGCCUUGAACAAGUUUCAUCCUGCACCUCUAUGUAGUUUGAGAACACUAAAAUCUGACACUCUGGUUGGCCUAAAACCCGGACAAGGUGAACAAAUUCAGGCCUCUGAUCCUGACUGGAUGGUAAGUGGAAAAUACGGAGUAGUUCAAUUUGAUGCUGCUGUCUAGUGAAAUGGUUCCUAAAUUCUGAAAGAGACAUUCAGUUUGAGUUUUAACUAUUUUCUCUGUUCUGUGCUUGGCUUCAGCAAAAAUUCUGUGCUGACUGCACUUUUUCCUCCCAGGUGAUUUGCUGUUUUUGUUCUACUGAAGAUUUUAAUGUUUUGCAUAGGUUUACAGUCUCUCUUUUUGUAUGUAAAUCAAUUUGCAUUUCAGUAUGCUUUGUUUUCCUCAUGUCCUGUUUCAGCAGAUGUUUAAGGUGAUCAUUUAGUUGCCCAUAAUAUUUUUUUGCUCAUCAGUGGGUGUGAGAGUUUAUGGAUAACAAGUGAAAAAUCUGCUUCAGAAACCGUUUCCUCAAUCCUGCGUUAAUGUGUAUUUACUUAUUUCAGGAUAAUUUGUGCUCCACAUGCUGUGCGUUGCAUGGAAGUUAAUUUUAGAGAAUGCACAAAUUUAAUUCUAGAUAGAUUCUUUGCAACCCAUGCAGGAUCGUAUUUUAAAACUGAAAAAGACUGAGUUGACUUCUACCAAGACUUUAUUAAGUAAAUUGUUUUUUACUUGCUUCUUUUGUCCGUGGACAAAUAGCUUUUGAUGUUUUGAGUAUAAUUCGCUGUACAUUACAAGAAGAGUUCUUGGGUGAUACCUUGGAAAUACUAAUUUAAGGUUCGAAGAUUAAAUUUAAAUUUCAAAAUGCAAGUGGAUGUUGCUAACCAGCUUACCUGUAGAAUAGAGUUGUCUCAUCUGGUAGGAAGAUUAGUGGGAGAAAGGACAAUCUCAUUUUAAGAAUAUGGAUGAUAUGGUUUACUAAGAACCUCUACCAAAAAAAAAAGCAUGCAACCCCUCCUCACGCCCCAAGCAAACCUAGCAACCAACCCAACCAGUUACAUUAAUUGGAUUUUUGAUUUAAUACAUAUUUGGAUUAAAUGUGGUCUGUCAGCAGUGUUUGUGAUUCAAGCACUGCUGCCUCUUUCCAUUGUGGUAGUUCUCUGUAUUUGUCAAAUAUAUUUGUUUUUUUAAGAAUGAUGCCAUAAUUUUCAUGGGGAGAAUAUAACCCCAGCUGCACUGAGAAGUAUGUGCUAGAGAAGGUUGCUACUUACUUGAGUUUAGAUGCCCAUGUUUCUCUUCUACUUUACUCCCAAAUUACUCAGAAUUUUUGGGAAAAUUUAGAGAUAUUUAAUGGCUUUUCAGAGUGAAGUGAAAUGAAAGUGGAAAUGCAUUGUCUAUUUAUAAAGGAAAAAUUAAAAAUGGUUUACGUCAAAUCUCAAAGUGCUUUUGUGGUUUGAAAUAGGGCCUUUGAUAGGGCACUGAUGUAAUGCCAGUGAUAACGACAGGUUUGUUAGGAAAUGGUGGCAAAAUUACCCGUAGUCUGACAGAGUUACGCUCUUGUCUAAAGCUGCUAAAAUGAGAUGAACUUGCCACUGCGAGCCAAGGUGGCUAUGUUACAGAGAACAGGAGUAGGCAGUAGAGAACUCAUUUUCCAUUUUUGUGUCUUACACAGCGAAAGGGAUGGCACAGAGUGCCCUUAUUUGUGUACAUUCUGGAAUUGCUGCUAUGGCAAGGGAAUUAGGGCAACCAUGUGGUAGAAAGUGGAUCUAAGACAACUUUUGUGCUUUCAGUUAACUUAAGAUAAGGAUAAGCUUUGGCAGGCCUAAAGAGGUGGGAGGGGGAGGAUGGAGUAGUUUUUUGUACCCAUUUCAGACUUUGAAAAUGAAGCUGAAGUCCCCUUUUGGUCAGUGAAAUCACUGGCAAAGUAUGUUUUCUGAAGUGGAGAGAAAUCGGCUGCUGCUUGUUGUGUUCAUACAAUAAAAAUCUAUACAGUGGAUAAAUAUGCUUCAACUGCUGAUGACUUUGAUUAUUUGUGUUUGUGUUGUUCUUCUUGCAUCUGAAAGUAUAUUAAUAUUUUAAAGUUGCAAACCAAGUAUUCAGAAACUAAUAAGCUGAGAAUUUCAGGAGGCAAUGUUAUAUUGUAGGUAGGGUUUGUGAGGAACUAGGGUGCUGAUUUCAUGAGUGCUCUAAGACAUGUAAUUCUUAUUACCAUUUAAAUGCUAAUCUGUAAGACAUAAUGUCAUGCUGAAAAAAAAAAUCAGUUCUGUUCUCCAGGUAAAGUGAGUACUUUUCAUCUUUUGCCGCCCACAAAGAGCAGUUUGUAUAGUAAUAUACAUUGUGACUGCAUAGUUGGGUGAAUGGUUGGAAUGCACAGCCAUAAUUUCCAAACACUUAGUUGCUUGACUUCUGUAGCUGUAAUUGCAAAGUGCUAUCUAUAGACAGAACUGAAUAUACGGCAUACUUUGUUUAUUGGCUGGUUAUGUUUUUGUAAAAUUCUGAUUGAUUAAAUUAAAAAAAAAAUCUGUAAUGCCAGUGUUAUGUUUUUCCCAUGCGCAAAGCAGUGAGACAGAUAUUCCAAUGAAGCAUCGUGCUCUGCUGUUGGAUUAGCUACAGUUUAGCUGAAAAUAGGAAACGGUUUUGGUGAUACUCAGUGUUAAUUACUUGUGUAAUAUUUGUAAUGCUUCAUGAAAUGACAGAAUGGGCCUACUGCAUUUGGGUGGAAUUUACUGCCAUACAACAGGAAACUUAUGUUAUAAUAAUAGCAUAAUAUAAGUAGCAUAAUUAAUUUUCUUGAGUAUUCAAGAAAGUUGCUUCUGUACGUCUGUGUUACAACUGAUUGCCCUAAAUGCUUGUAUGGUGUAACUCAGGAACUACUGAAUUGUAUACCCAAAUUCUUGAGGUUGUAAUUUUGUGUGCCAUUGGAAUAUUUGUAGAAAAACCAAGGGCAUUUUCAGUAAUUCUGAGGACCACAACGGACAGAUGUCUUUCAGCUUCUAUUUUUUUUUUUUUUUUUUUUUGCGUUUUAAGCAACUGUAAUUGUAAAUCGACUUUUGAGUGAUAGUGAUGAUUCUUCAUUUGUGAUGAAAUGGGAGAAAAACUAAGGACACAGGCACAGUGGAAGCCAGUACAGAUAUCUGCCUGAAUACUUGAUAAUUCAUUAGAUUAGAUAUAUACAAUAAUUCUCUGUGUAUAUAAGGCUUCUUAAAAUAAAUUGGUAUUUAAAAUAAGUUGAUUGUAUGACUAGAAACUGAUGCAAGAAUAUUGAAAUAAAUUAUAUAAUUUUGUGCAAAAGGGAAGCAUCAUUAUGCUAUUUCAAUGGCUGGGAAAGCCAAUUUAAAAUAAUUCAGGUCUUAGUUCCUGGAAUUUUUUUUCUUUGAAACAGAUUUUAUACAAAAACCUAUAAAGCUUAUUUAUUCAGUGAGGUUUUAAAAGAAAGUUAUACUUGCUGUAACUAAAAUAUUUCCAAACCACUUUGUUUUACACACCUUCCUGAUGUCCUGUAAACCUUAACUAUUUUUGUCAGAAUAGUUUCUUUAAAGCUCAUAGAGUAUUUGCACUCAUGGUUGAACUACCUAACUGCUUGUUCUGUGUGAAGCUUAUUUAUCUCCUAUAUUGUUAGACAGCAUAGGAGAAAUGUUCACUGUAUUGCAUGAAAGUUACCACACGAAAUGUUUUUAUCUGAAAAAAUUUAAACUAAAACAUAUAUUCCAAAAAGGAAUUUCAUUCAGAGUUGUUAGGUUUUUUAAUUAAACAGUUUGCUUGUUUAUAAGCCUUGUGUUUGUCCAAAAUUACAGAACAAAAGUUCUUCUUAUUAAAAGCAAAAAUAAAAGUUCAAAUUCAAAAUCACCUAAGGAUUUAAAAAUAUACUGUGAAAAUGUGCUGGUUAAAAAGAUCUUGUUAUUUCUUUCAGUGAUGCAAUGGCAAAAAGCAUGUGGUAAAAAAACUUCCUAUACCAUGGACUGUUUGUUUUCUUGUUUGGCUGGUUUUGUUUUGUUUUUUUUCCUAAAACAGGCUUUCAAAAUAUAUGUGAUGUUUUAUUCUCGAUGAUGAAUAUGUAUUUCUACUGCCCUGGAAAUAAAAGGCCACUUCAAUGUAUUUGUAUAGAUUAAUUAAUCCACUUUCUGUCUCAGCUUUACAGUUGUGAAUUCUACGGACAUAGUAUGAGAAGGAGUUUUAUUUACACUUUUUUUUGAGGCUUGGCUUGUUUGGCUUUGUUUCUACUGGGAAAGAAAUAUAAAAUGUCAUAUUAUGGUUGUAUACAAUAAACAUAUUCAGUACUGUAUGCUGCGUUUGUUAUCACUUUUCAAUAAGCUAAAUAAUUAAUUCACAGGAAGUUUGAAAGACUGAUUUUC